AUGGAUAGAAAAUCUAAAGAAAUAUUUUUUCAUUUUAGAAAAAAUAAUGAUUGGGCUCUAUGUUAUCGAAGUCUUCUAAUUAAAUUAAAUUUUACAAAUGGAAAAGAACGACAACAAAUUGCAGAGUCAAUGUGUACAAUUGCUUCAAAAAUUGUUCCAAAAAAUGCAGAUGAAAGGCGGUUUAAAAAAGAAAGCAAAUGCCAUUUAGCUUUGGAAAAAUUUCGUCAAAUGGAUGGAGAAACAUUAAUUUCUGCAAAAAGAUUACUUUGGAGAUGUUUUGAAGAUUUUGAGAAACAGCCAGAUUCUAUUUCUGCCGAUUUAGCUUCUGACUUGAAAAAUGCGUUGAUUUUUUCUUAUAAAACCGAACAAAGGGAAAAGAAAGCGAAUAAUCUCGACUCGAAAGACAAUUCUAAAAGACGUCGAGCACAAAUGGUAUUAUUCGAAAAAAUUGGAGAUGAAGCAUCAAAAUUGGAAUUUAAUGAAAUUGCUUUGCGUUAUUAUAAUAAAAUGAUGAAAUGUUGUGAUUCUGCUGAUGAUCAAAGAAAAGCUUGGAUUUCAAUGGCUGAAACUGCUAAAGAUUGUGGAUUAUGGGAAAGAUGUGUUCAUUUUUAUGAACAAGCAAGAAAAUGGGAAAAAGAAUUGGGAUAUGAUGAUGAAAAGCUUCUCGAAACCGACAUUUCAAUCGCCCUUGCAUACAUAAAAGUUGAGCAAAUUUCUUUGGAAGAACGUUUGGAAAAAAUUAAAAAAGUUUAUAAUGAUUGUUCUAUACCUAAAUAUAAGUUUGCAUUAUUACCCGAAUUUAUUAAAUUUCUGAAGUCUAACAAUUUAUAUUCAACUGAAAAGAUAGCUAAAAUGAGAAGAGAAAGACUUUCAUUAGAAAAUUCUUUGGCUGAAAAUGAUGAAGGGCGGAAAGAAAAUGAAUUAAUAGAAGACUCUACUUCUAAUUUUACAGAUGAAUUUGAUGAAAUGAAUGAAGAGCAAAUAAUUUUUGAAAUUAGAGGUAAUAUUAAAUAA
Molecule: messenger RNA, 1014 nt
Organism: Meloidogyne enterolobii
Lineage: Eukaryota; Metazoa; Nematoda; Chromadorea; Rhabditida; Meloidogynidae
Source: the annotation of a GenBank genome assembly